UAAGUUUGUUCUUUGUGCUUCUUACUCGGGAUUUCUUUGAACUGGUAGCUGUUGUUUUCUUUCAAGAUGCUAUAUGAUGUUACUUUAGCGCUUGUGACCGCCGUCGUGCUGUCGGCUGCAGAUGACAUGGAUGAGAAAUGUCCGAUAUUUGGCACCAUGGCCUGUGCUGAGCUCAUCAGAGAAGGAGAUGUACUUCGUUUUCAAAAUAAACCGCUUGAGGAAAAUGAAGAAAACUUGGAAAGACAAUGCAACGUUACAUUGCCAUACAUGAAAUGUGUGAUUGACUUCGGAGCUCAAUGUCGAAAUUAUACAGAAAACAUUUACUACCAGAUGUUCAAAGAUCAGCAUUCUACAUACCUUAAAAUUUGUGACAAGAAUAGUGAAUUCAGAAGAUCAUUCUUAGACAGUGUUAAAUGUCUGAAUGAGCUGAAUGAAGACCAAUGUGGAAACUUACCCCGCCUUCCUGCAUCCUUAAAAGAUUUUACGCAGGAAUUCUGCUCGGCUCUUAGAGAAUAUUUACAAUGUGAUAGUGAAAAUGUCGAGGAGAAAUGUGGAAGCAAAGCUAUGCUGGUAGCGAAGGAAAUAACAUCAUUUAAUUUCAAAGGUUUUGAAAAAGGUUGUAGUAUACUCCAAUUCUGAAACAUGAAAAUGCUAACAAGCAAAUAUGCUGAGCUUUGUAAAUGGAUGAAAGCUUGAUAAUACUCAAUAAGCGUUCAACUUGUUUUCCAAAUUGUUUUCUUUUGAUUAAUAAAAAUUUCUUUUGCUUGCAAGAA
Messenger RNA from Stegodyphus dumicola, 773 nucleotides. RefSeq lists its product as uncharacterized. The record is from RefSeq and is a predicted model, not a curated record. NCBI's taxonomy places the organism in Eukaryota, Metazoa, Arthropoda, Arachnida, Araneae, Eresidae.